AAGAAGAACACCAACAAGAUGGCGAUUGAGUUUGAAAACAACUUUGUUGUGACUGAUUCCAUUGAAAUGUCCUCUUAUUCCUUUGAAAUCGUGUACAACAAGAUGUGCUGGGGAGUCACAACCUCACUAUAAGAUGGAGAAUAAGAAUGUUGAAGAAGAGUUGGCAUCUUUUAGAAGAGAAUGGAAAGAAGAGUUACAUUCACGAGAGAAUGCAGCUGGUAGGCAGUCACCAAAUGUCUCAACAGAAGGAAAGACAAACAAGACGUAUGCUAAGGUCCUUCAAGAAAAAGCACCUGUGAAGACCAAUCAAAGCAAGGCUUUGUGCAAUACACAGACAACAAGUUCUUUGAAAGAGAGUGAUGAUGUUGUCAGUAGUGUAAAAUUGCCACAGUUGGGAGAUAAAGAAGAUGGUAGUGUUAACAUUAAAGAAAAGGCAGAGAAACUUUUUCGAAAAGCAGCAUCACUGGAGAAAAAUGGUCUUGCUUAUGAAGCACUUAAGUUUUACAGAAAAGCAAUCCAGUUGGUGCCAGAUAUUGAGUUCACAAUCACAGACUUCUCCAGCUCUUCAGAUGAGGAAGACCAUUAUGAUGAUGACUAUGUGAUCAAAGAAUCAGCCAUCAACAUUCCUGGGAUUUCCAGUCUAGCACAUGGAAUCCACAAUUUGUCCUUGAGUGGUUUCCACUUGUGUGAAAAGGAAUAUGAGUCAAGGGCAACUCAUAUUUCAGACAUACCAGUUGAACUGUUGAUGUAUAUAUUCAAGUGGGUUGUAUCUACAAGUCUGGACUUCAGAUCCCUUGAGCAAGUUUCUAUGGUUUGCAAAGGUUUUUAUGUCUGUGCAAGAGAUACAGAAAUCUGGAAAUUGGGCUGUCAAAGGAUGUGGGGUGUCAACUGUGGUUCACCUGUUCAGUGGGAUCAUGGUUCAUGGAGGUUGAUGUUUAUUAACAGACCACACCUUUGGACGCAAGGUAUUUAUAUCAGCAAGACAACAUACAUGAGGCCUAGCGAAAAAGUAGAAGACAUCUGGUCAAUGCAGCUUGUCACAUACUACAGAUACUUAAGAUUCUUUAAUGAUGGAGCCGUCCAUGUGGUAACCACUCCAGAUGAGCCUCAGAUUGUGGUUCCCAGAUUUAGCCAGCCAGGUCUCUCAAUGAUGCAAGGCCACUACAAAAUCCUGGGAAACAAGGUGGUGAUAAUAUUAGAUGUGGACUCACCCAUUGACAGUCACUACAGGGCAAGGAAAGGAAAACGUUCUGGCCAUUCCAAGCUCCUUGAGAAUACUUUUCGCAUGGAACUGGAAAUAAGAAGCACAAGCCGUCGACGUCGUCACAACCAGUUGAAAUGGGUACGAUACACUCACUGCAAGACAUACAGGGAUACAGGGCAAACAGUGGUGUCAGAGUUUGACAUUACGUCACAGUUCCCACCAUUUUCUUACUCACCUGUUCGUAGCUACACCCAGACUGCACUGGCUCCAUUAGUGUGAUGCUCAUUAUGCCAGGGAGUAUCCAUGUCACCCCUUUACAGUGACAGUUUAAUCCUUACCUGCUUGCCUCUUUGGGGAGAAGAGGGACGGGGAGAAAUUGUUGUGAUAAAAAUAAAGAGUGAUCAUUCUGACCCAUUAUGGGAAAUCUGGCAUACGCCGCUGAUUAUACAUGUAUUAUUAUUAUUAUUACCAGAGCCUGGUUGUACAAAGCCUGUAUAGCGCUAUCCGACGGAUAAAUCUUAUCCAGUGGAUAAAUUUAUUGGAUAACAGCAUAAGGCAUAGUGGAUAAGGAUUUAUCCACCAGAUAGCGUUAUCCAGGCUUCGUACAACCGGGCCCAGUACAUUUAUGUUACAGUAAAUAUAUCUAUUCCCAGAAAAAAGGAUUAAAGUAAGAAGGCUUCAUUCUUUUAGACUUCUUUAACUAAAAGAAACUAUGAAGAAAGGAAAGAAGAAAAAAACAAUUGAAGGAAAUAAAGGCCAAAAAAAAUACAAAUUUCAUACUCAAAAGUAAAAAAAAAAAACUAAAAAGGCGUACAUAAGACUGUAAUUACAAUCAUGUCUGUCACUACAUUUUCUUAUAUUUCUAUAUUACAUGUAGUUUUAUUUUUCAAUAAUUAAUGUGACAGCAAAUAAAGAGAGAAUUCCUUCUCUGUCACUGUAUUACAGUCAAUGGUGUACUUACUACAUUACUAGCAUUACAUGUAUUGAAAUAAAAUUUUUAAAAAAGCA
This is a messenger RNA of Actinia tenebrosa (Australian red waratah sea anemone), 2212 nucleotides long. Its product is annotated as F-box only protein 9. Lineage: Eukaryota; Metazoa; Cnidaria; Anthozoa; Actiniaria; Actiniidae. The record is from RefSeq and is a predicted model, not a curated record. Gene Ontology annotation, molecular function: protein binding. Gene Ontology annotation, cellular component: SCF ubiquitin ligase complex; cytoplasm. Gene Ontology annotation, biological process: SCF-dependent proteasomal ubiquitin-dependent protein catabolic process.